This is a messenger RNA of Chaetura pelagica (chimney swift), 2754 nucleotides long. RefSeq names its product tousled-like kinase 1 (gene TLK1). Gene Ontology annotation, cellular component: nucleus. Gene Ontology annotation, biological process: intracellular signal transduction; peptidyl-serine phosphorylation; chromosome segregation. Gene Ontology annotation, molecular function: ATP binding; protein serine/threonine kinase activity. The transcript is spliced from 20 exons. Lineage: Eukaryota; Metazoa; Chordata; Aves; Apodiformes; Apodidae. Bases 2 to 2149 code for a protein of 715 amino acids. The record is from RefSeq and is a predicted model, not a curated record.
AAUGGAUGAGCUUCAUAGCCUGGACCCAAGAAGACAAGAAUUGUUAGAGGCAAGAUUUACAGGAGUAGUAAGUGGCAGCACUGGGAGUACUGGAAGUUGCAGUGUUGGAGCUAAAGCCUCAACAAAUAAUGAAAGUUCAAAUCACAGUUUUGGAAGCUUGGGAUCUUUAAGUGAUAAAGAAUCAGAGACUCCAGAGAAGAAACAGUCAGAACCUUCCAGAGGAAGAAAAAGAAAAGCAGAUACUCAGAGUGAAAGCAGCCAAGGAAAGAAUAUUGGGGGACGUGGUCACAAGAUAAGUGAUUAUUUUGAGUAUCAAGGUGGAAACGGCUCUAGUCCAGUGCGGGGUGUACCUCCUGCAAUCAGAUCUCCUCAGAAUUCACAUUCCGCUCCUUCUUCUGUUCGACAGAAUAGUCCUUCUCCUACUUCAUUAGCUUUUGGGGACCACCCUGUCACACAACCAAAGCAGUUAUCUUUUAAAAUUACUCAGACUGAUCUCACAAUGCUGAAACUAGCUGCACUAGAAAGUAAUAAAAAUCAAGACUUGGAAAAGAAAGAAGGUCGUAUAGAUGACUUACUCAGGGCUAACUGUGAUCUUAGAAGACAAAUAGAUGAACAACAAAAGCUACUUGAAAAAUAUAAAGAAAGGCUAAACAAAUGUAUUUCAAUGAGCAAGAAGCUUCUAAUUGAAAAGAGCACACAGGAGAAGCUGGCAAGCAGAGAGAAGAGCAUGCAAGACAGAUUACGCUUGGGGCAUUUUACAACAGUUCGUCAUGGUGCUUCAUUUACUGAGCAGUGGACAGAUGGCUUCGCAUUUCAAAAUCUUGUGAAGCAGCAAGAAUGGGUGAAUCAACAAAGGGAAGACAUUGAAAGGCAAAGAAAGCUCCUGGCCAAGCGAAAGCCUCCAACUACAAAUAAUUCUCAGGCACCAUCUGCCAAUUCUGAACCCAAGCAGAGGAAAAAUAAAGCUGUGAAUGGGGCAGAAAAUGAUCCCUUUGUUAGACCCAAUUUACCACAGCUUUUGACGCUAGCAGAGUAUCACGAACAGGAAGAAAUUUUCAAACUUCGAUUAGGACAUCUCAAAAAGGAGGAAGCUGAAAUACAAGCAGAACUUGAACGUUUGGAAAGAGUAAGAAAUCUUCACAUAAGAGAACUGAAAAGAAUAAAUAAUGAAGAUAAUUCACAAUUUAAAGAUCACCCCACAUUGAAUGAACGGUAUUUGCUACUCCAUUUACUUGGCCGAGGUGGCUUCAGUGAAGUGUACAAGGCCUUUGAUCUUUAUGAACAAAGAUACGCUGCUGUGAAGAUUCACCAGCUGAACAAAAGCUGGAGGGAUGAAAAGAAAGAAAACUACCACAAACAUGCCUGCAGAGAGUAUAGAAUACAUAAAGAACUGGAUCACCCCCGGAUAGUUAAACUAUAUGACUACUUCUCCCUGGAUACAGAUACGUUUUGCACGGUGUUAGAAUACUGUGAAGGCAAUGACUUGGAUUUCUAUCUCAAGCAACAUAAAUUGAUGUCAGAGAAGGAAGCUAGGUCCAUUGUCAUGCAAAUAGUAAAUGCACUACGGUAUCUCAAUGAGAUCAAGCCCCCUAUUAUACACUAUGAUCUUAAACCAGGUAAUAUCCUUCUUGUAGAUGGAACAGCAUGUGGAGAAAUAAAAAUUACUGAUUUUGGUCUGUCCAAAAUAAUGGAUGAUGAUAGCUAUGGUGUGGAUGGAAUGGAUUUAACUUCACAGGGAGCAGGAACUUACUGGUACUUGCCUCCAGAGUGUUUUGUAGUUGGCAAAGAGCCACCAAAGAUUUCUAAUAAGGUUGAUGUAUGGUCAGUUGGAGUAAUCUUUUUUCAAUGCCUUUAUGGUAGAAAGCCAUUUGGCCACAAUCAAUCACAGCAAGAUAUCUUACAAGAAAACACAAUAUUAAAAGCCACAGAAGUUCAGUUCCCUGUCAAACCUGUUGUAAGCAAUGAAGCCAAGGCCUUUAUUAGACGCUGUUUAGCAUACCGAAAAGAGGAUAGAUUUGAUGUCCACCAGCUGGCUAAUGAUGCUUAUCUUCUCCCUCACAUGAGGAGAUCAAAUUCUUCAGGAAACUUGCAUAUGACUGGGCUAUCAGCAUCCCCUACACCACCUACUUCAAGCAUUAUUUCAUACUGAAAUUUCUCCAGCCGAGGAGUGGUAUGAUAUCUUUGUGUAGGUGCCAGAUGCAGACUUGAGCUUGGAAACAUUUAAGUGUUUUUAUUCGGGACAAGUUUGAUAACUGUGUUUUCAGACUGAAGUCCUCCUACAUAGUGUCAUUUGUAUGAUUGGAAUGGAUCAUGGACUGUGAAUAGAUACACCCUUCUUGAGAAAUACCUUUAAAUGUUGAAGGAUGACACAUAGUGUUACACACUAACAGGUAUACUGUGUUUCAGACUGAAGAAAAAAGGUUUUUAGUUUUUUCUGGGGAACAUUGUAAAUAAUCUUUUUAAUACUUAAAGUACAUUUGGUUGAUACUGGAAAGUUCUAACAUGAAGGGUAGUUUUUCAUUAUUUAAAUAAAAAGGGUAGUGAGCAAAUUUGAAAACACAGGAAAAAAUACUGUGCCUGGAUAUAAACUGAAUAAACUGCCAUCUUUAUGAGACAUUGAUCUUUUUAAACCAAAGUAAGGAGUGAGAGAUGGUAAAAGAUGUGUUCUGUAUCAGAUUCCUCAGAUAAAAUUGUAGUAUUUUAUUUGGCAACUCAGGCUUGUACCUCCAAAACGGUGGUGUUUUCACUGAAUUU